Anopheles marshallii is the source of this 468-nucleotide messenger RNA. It is a transcript of the gene Mocs2B, whose product is annotated as molybdopterin synthase catalytic subunit. The record is from RefSeq and is a predicted model, not a curated record. Gene Ontology annotation, molecular function: molybdopterin synthase activity. Gene Ontology annotation, biological process: Mo-molybdopterin cofactor biosynthetic process. Bases 1 to 468 code for a protein of 155 amino acids. The transcript has a single exon. Gene Ontology annotation, cellular component: cytosol. Lineage: Eukaryota; Metazoa; Arthropoda; Insecta; Diptera; Culicidae.
AUGAAUUAUCUAAAGUUAACGUUUGAUAAGCUGGAUGUCGGAGCGCUGAACGAUCAGGUGGCACACGAAAGUUGCGGCGCAGUGUCACUGUUCGUGGGCACGACGAGAGAUAACUUUGAAGGCAAAUCUGUGGUACUGCUGCAGUACGAAGCGUACGAAGCGAUGGCCAUCAAAACGAUGAACCUGCUGUGUGAGGAGGUUCGCGCUCGUUGGUCGGAUGUGGUGCAUAUCGGCAUACACCAUCGGCUUGGGACGGUUCCGGUCAAGGAAGCAUCAGUAGUGAUAGCGAUUAGCUCGCCGCAUCGAAAGUCCAGCCUGGAAGCGGUACACUUCACCAUCGACGAGCUGAAAAAAUCUGUCCCCGUUUGGAAGAAGGAACUGUACGGCGAUGGCGAGGGCAGCUCGGAGUGGAAAGAGAACAGCGAAUGCACAUGGUCGAAGAAGUACAAGGACAAUCAUUUACUAUAG